Molecule: messenger RNA, 747 nt
Organism: Rotaria sp. Silwood1
Lineage: Eukaryota; Metazoa; Rotifera; Eurotatoria; Philodinida; Philodinidae
Source: the annotation of a GenBank genome assembly
AUGGAACAGAUUCAAGAAAAUGUUAUACAAAAGAUUGUUAGUAAAAUAGAAGAAAAUUUAUUAAAAGAAAUAAUCGGUUUAAUAAAUAAUAAAGUAGAAACUCUUUAUCUUCAAAAAAAAACAUUAGGAAAAGAUAUUUUAUUACCUCAACAAUUUGAUAAUAUUCGAACACGAGUUGUAUCUUCUUUAAGAAAUAGUUAUCAUCUAUUUGCUGAUGGUCUAAAGAAAUCAAAUUCAAAAUACGUUAAAAUAGCUGCUACUACUCUUAAAGCAAUAGAUAUCAUUAAUAAGUUGUGGACUGUAGUUCAAUCUGUCUUUAAUACUUUAAAAGAUAUUAUUGAAGAUAAAGUAGUAAGACAAGCUAUUAAUGGAACAUUAAAACAGAUUGGAAAAACCAUUGUACAAGGAAUAAAGACAAUGGUUGAUUCACAAUUUAAUGGAAAAAAUCCAGCUAAUAUAAUGAAACAAUCGAAUCAAAAUAGACAAAAUCAUGCAGAAAGUCAAAUUGCUAAUAAAUCAAGAAAUCGAAAACAAAUUACUGCAAGUUAUUUGAGAGAAGCAAAAGAUAAAGAUAGAGCUUUAGGUCUAGCUGAUAUCAAAAUGUUAGCAGAUCGUAAAAGAAGAAAAAUAACUGUUUACAAUUCAGAUACUGGAGAAAAAGAAAUAAUAAAUCCUUCAGGAGUAAGAAAAAUACUUGCUCUUUUUAAACAAUCUGCUAAAAUCUAUUAUGAAGCAGAUAAAAAUUAA